AUGCCACUCAUCCUCAUAUCCGGGUUCCCGUCGAGCGGCAAGACGUACCGCAGCGAGCAGCUGAAGGAGUAUUUUGCGCAAAAGAUUGCUGCGUCAGAGGAUGCGCGCAUCUCCAAGCUCAAGAUCCACCACUUGAACGACCAGAACCUGGGCCUCGAGCGCGACGUGUAUGCUGCUGCGAGAAGUGAAAAGGAUGCACGAGCGACUCUGUCUUCGGCCAUCAAGCGCGACUUGACUGCCAACUCGAUCGUCAUUGCCGACUCUAUGAACUACAUCAAGGGCUUCCGCUACCAAAUGUUCUGCGAGGCAAAAGCCCAGCGCACCCCGAGCUGCGUAGUAAGUCACGCACUAACCAUUUCUUCCAGUCAAGAGCUGACAGCAUGCAGNGUGCACAUCGGAACGCCCGUCGAGAAGUGUCGCCAGCUCAACGAAAAAGCCCUCGCCGACGGCACUGGCGGCUACCAGACGGACCUGUUCGAAAACCUCGUCUUCCGCUACGAAGAGCCCAACGGCAUGACGCGGUGGGACUCGCCCCUUUACACGGUUCCCUUCGACGACGAGACGCCGCCGCUUGAAGAGCUUUGGGAUACACUGGUCGGUGGAAAGGUCAAGGCUGUCAAGCCAAACUCGGCAACAGUCCUGGCGCCAGCCACGGAGCAAAACUACCUGUACGAGCUGGAUAAGACGACGUCCGACAUCGUCGCCCAGAUCUCGGCCUGGCAGAAGGACCAUCCGGGAGAGAGCGGCGGUGACAUCUCUGUCGCUGGCGCUGAGCACGACAUUGAGCUUCCCGCCAACCCUCUCGGUCUGCCGCAACUGCAGCGUCUGCGCAGGCAGUUCAUCACCAUGAACCGCUCUCACAGCUUGACCAAAGACCGCAUCAAGGACUUGUUUGUCGACUACCUCAACGACACGUUCAACGCAGCGUGA
Messenger RNA from Aureobasidium vineae, 930 nucleotides. The record is from the annotation of a GenBank genome assembly. Lineage: Eukaryota; Fungi; Ascomycota; Dothideomycetes; Dothideales; Saccotheciaceae.